Molecule: messenger RNA, 1656 nt
Organism: Aspergillus ibericus CBS 121593
Lineage: Eukaryota; Fungi; Ascomycota; Eurotiomycetes; Eurotiales; Aspergillaceae
Exons: 1
Coding region: 1-1656 (551 amino acids)
Source: RefSeq, a predicted model, not a curated record
AUGGUUGCCCGGAACCAGAGCGCCUUAUCUGCUCAACAUGGCUCGUCGGACGAAGAUGAAGUCUCUGCAACAGAAGGUGGACCUCCUGGAGAAGCCGCACCGCGUGGCACUGCCGCCUUGUCAGAGUCGGUGCUGAGUGAAGAGAGUUCUAUCUUCAAUGCUUUACGGACCAACUCUGGGACUGAAGAUAUUGGCCCGAGACUUGGCCCGGGUUGCCCAUCCCAUGGCAAUGCAGAUAGCAGGAUAGCAGCCAAUAUGGCCAUGUUCAUCCCCCUCGCGCCGGAGGCGACGGAUGCUGUCCAGCGGCUGAACCGCGAACCAAAGUAUUUCCCGGAACAGAAAGCCCAGUCUUCUGGUUGGCAUCCUCAGUUGUCUUUGGACAGCUGUGCAUUAUCUACAGACGAAGGAAAGGCGAUCGUCGCAUCCCCUCCAGACGACUCGUUGAAGCAACAUCUUCUGGACGCGUUACAUCUCCGGAAGGCGGUUAGUCUCAACGAUGCCGAUGAUAUCUCAAGGACAUUCAAGUGGCCCGGGAAUCACGACUCGCCGGUGAACCCUGUCCUUCCUAGUUAUCCUCCGCCAGUAAGAGCGCCUACCCCCCCAGGCCUUCCAUCUUUCGGUACUCGAGAAGCGAUCUGUUACUCCGCCCAAUUUCCAGUCCGAUCUGCCACCAUCAGUGGGCAGGUCCAGCAACCUGCUCCAAACUCGGCCAGAAACGCUUGCAGGCGUGUUGCUAAUGGCACUAGGACUGGGUCUUACGGAGGUAUGCUGCGACGACUUCUCAGCUUUUCUUCAUCCACUCCUUCACAGCCUAAACGGCAAGUAUAUAUCAUGGCAAGGGCAGAAGAUGGUACCGCUGUCCAAGGGCGCUUUCCUUACAGACAGAGUGGUCAUGGAAUGAAUCUAGCCAGGCGAUUAGAUGAUCAUCCGUUCCACCGAACUGCUGUCUCUACUGUCCAAGAAGAUCAUGUCAACAUCGAUGCUGGUGUUAGACAAACCGAUGGGGACCGCUGCGACUCGAAACAGGAGCAAGCCGACAUUGCAGAGCCUUCGAAUCUAGGCGCAGGCCGGCGCAUGCAAAGAGCUCGUCCCCAGAUUGCCCUAAACAGCCUGCUACCUUUACCUCGUCCUGUUCUGGCGGACAACCCCCAACGCCCUGUCUCGGCAAAUCCAUCUCUCCCAACAUGUAGGGUUGAUUCAUUUUACACUUGCGCUUCUCACUCGCAAGUUCCUGGCAUGUCCAGGCACAUGGACACCCUCGAUACACAAGGAACUGAGAGAUUGGGCGAUACCGCGACAUGCUUCCUUGCACCCACACAGUCACCCCCGGUAUCCACGGCACAGGAAGGAUGUCGAUUAGCCAAUGAUCACUCUGGCCCUUGGCUACAGUCGCUUCGUAUUGUCAACUCUUGGUUUUUCUGCUGUCUGGGUGCUCGGAAUGAGCAAGAUACCGUCAUUUAUUCGAACACAGCCUCCAAUGACACGUACGUGACUGCAAGAAGCCACGCAUCAAAUGACAGCGCAGCGGAAUGUAUUCGUCCUGGCGGCCCUGAAGAUCCUGUUCAAAGCCCGCGACGGUGGCUCUCAGAAACUUGGAUGUCACUUCAGAUGUUUGCUUCUCGCAAUUUCCUGGCUUUGAGCCCGAUGCCACCGUAA